AUGAUUGAUAUAUCGGAGAUACAAUGCUCAUUAAAUAGAGCAGUAUCGUCAGUAUUUGGAAUAAGUAAGACGGAAAAUGAGUUAAACUCAUUAAAGUCGCUCUGUUCAGCAUUAGAUAGAUUAAGUCUGGACAGCAGUGACCCAAAAAAGGAUAAAUUGACAGUAAAUUAUGUAAAAUACUAUUGUAACGGAAACUACUAUCAAUUUCUGGAAAAUUUAAGGAAGUUGUUGCUUUUGUUUGCACAUAGAUUUGUUAAUAUAAAGUCAGUGGAAUCGGAACUGGCACAUUUGUACAUUAAAAUAUUUUUAAACAUAACAAACACAUUUAAAAGGAAUAAUAUCGCAUUUCAAACGGAGCUGCUGUGUAUCUGUGUACUUAAAAUUUGGUGUAACGUACUGUGCAUAAACAACAGCAAUAAAAUAGACGAGGAAACAUUUGAAAAAAACAAAGAAAUAUUUGAGGAGUAUGUGCCACUGGUGAUAAAUGUGUACAAGUGUAGUAAAAAUGAAAAGGAGUGGAGUAAAUUGUUGUACAUUACUUUGGAAAUAUUAAAAAACACACACGAUGAAGAGCUGCUUUAUCAAAUAUUUGAAGGCCUAGAAUGUAUACACACAGGAUUAAAGGUGAAUGAGGUGUACCCAGGAGUAGUAUCAGCACUGAUAAAUAAGCUGAAGGAACUGAAUAGAAAACAGUUGAUAAAAUCAGUAAACACACUGAUAGUGUGGUUUAGAGCCUUUUUAGAAGGAAAGAAGGAAAGUAACUUGAGUGAUUUGGAAUAUUUGAAGAAAAUUCUGAGUGAAAAGGAAGAAAAGGAUGAAUUGUUGAAUAAAACGGAAGAAUCGCUGGGAUAUUUGAUAAGAAGGUUCCGAAACACGCACUCAGAAGCGGUGACUAAGGUGUGUUUGAGUUGCGUAGACUAUGAGAGUCUGAAAAGUGAGUUGAGGCAGCAGAUGUGUGAAAGUAUACUGGAGUCGGUGAUUAAAAAGGAUGGAAGCGGUGAAAUUGAAAGGAAAAUAGAAGGACUGUCAGUAUCGUCGAAGCUGAUAAUGAGAGAUAUGGUGUCAGAGAGGAUGAGUGAGCCAGGAAGGAAAGCAGUUGAAACAUUUGAAGCAUACCUGAGAAUACGAGGCUGCUUCCCCUGGGAAAUGGACGAAUAUAUGGUAAUUAAGUUCAUGAUAGACAACGUAGAAGUGGAUUACGAAGGAAUGGAUGAUAAGGUAACGGUGAACAGGAAGUAUUUGGUAGACGCAAGGGAAGGAGUAAGCGCAAUAGGAGACAAGGGGGGAAGAAGGUGGGAAGCAGCGGAAAGUUUCUGCAUAAAAUACUUUGAAGGAAUAUCGAAAGAAAAAAAAGUAGGAAUCUUUACAAAUUUACUGAUAAUAUUGAAGAAUAGUACCACAAUACCAGUGUACGUGAGAGCGUUGCACGUGUUGAACGACUUGGUAGUAAGCGGGAAUGGAAAAGAAAGUUUCAUAUCAGAGGAUAUGAUAAUUGAGCUGAGGACACUAAUAAUAUCGAAGGACAUGUUUGCAAUGAGCAGGAGAGUGGAGGAGACGUUGGCGGCAAAUGUAACGAAGGUUAAGCUGAUGGACCUGCUCUCAGUGGUGAUAAGAAGCGACGAGAGAGGAACGCUGAGUCACAGGGAAGUUGAAACGAUGCUGUUUAACGUGAUUCCAGAGGUAAACUCGGACUACACGAGAGUGUCGCAAUCAUCGACUUCGUUGAUGAGGGAGCUGAAAGAAUAUUUCAACAAGCACAUAGGAAAGGAAGAAACAGAGUUUAGGCAGUUGCUGGAGUACUAUACAAACAGUUUGAUCAAGAAGGUCACGAGCAAUAUCGACAACAGAGGGGUGUCGGAUGUGGUGUACACGCUGACGAGCUUUAACAACCGAAGAGUGGACAUGAAGGUAAUAUUUGACCUGACAGUGCAGUUCUGUAAAUACUUUGACGAAUUCGCAAUAGAUCGAGACUAUGAAUUCGAUGAGAAGUUGAAUGAGGUGUUGUACAGCUUUAACUACAUGUUGCUGUACAUGAAGAGGUACUUGAUAGGAGCUGAAAUGGAACAAAAAAGGCAAGAAUGUCCAGAAGAUGUAAUGGACGAGGACGGAAAAGGAGACUUUGUACUGAGUGUGUCAACGCUGAUAAUGACGAGGAUGAGAUACUACGUAGCAGAUGAAAGUAGCAGUGUGAAGUAUCUGGCACUGGUGGCACUGAGUAGAGCUUUGGAAAUCAGUUCGAAAAACGAGUACAUAUACAGAAUAAGAGUGCACGAAAUAUGGGAUUGUCUGACGCACUCGUUGGAAAAUAACAUUAACCAGUACAGAAUAGUGUCAGUACUGCUGAAAAUAUAUAAAAGUAUAGUGAAAAAUGUGUACGAAUUUGUGGAAAAAAGGUUGAUAAGAAUAUUGGAAGUGAUGGAGAAGGUGGUAUUCGAAGAUGAGCAGAUAGUAGGAGUGGCAGACGAGAGGAACGGAACAAUAAGAUACAAGUGUUACCUGGAAAUAAGCGAAUUCCUGGAGGAAGUGGCGAAAAGAGUGGUUAACAGGCGGAUGUUCUCGAAGCUGAUGCUGAUAUCGAUAAAAAUACACUCGCCGAAGACAAGUGGGUCGAUAAAGGAGAAAUUGAACGAAGUGUUUAAGAAUCUGUCGAAGAAGGAUCCGACACUGGUGAGAAACGUGCUGAUAGAAGUGAAUAAGGGAGAAGGGAUGAAUAAGGCGUUUAUAAAGUAUGCGCUUAAGAGAGAUGGAGAAUGGAUAAAACUAAAUAACUGCUCAGUUUCGAAGGUAGUGAAGGAAAAAUUGAAGGAGUUGGGAAUAGACGGAGAGUUGGUGAGGAAUGUGGAAAGCGAAGAGGAGAGGAAGGAGGUGAUAAAGUCAAUAAUCAACUUUGUGAACAUAGUGUACAAGGAGUCAGGGUAUUUUAGAAGCGAGGCGGCAGGAUGGAAUUAUUUGGACUCGGGGGAGCUGAGGGUGGAGUGUGUCGAGAAAGAAAUACCGGAGUGUAACUUCAGAGUGUUCGUGAAGGACGAAAGCGCAAGCAAGAGCGUGGAAAUAAGGGCGGAGGACGUGAUAAAGUCGUCGACGGUGACGAUACCUACGGGGAGGUACACGCAGCAGUCGAACGAGUACCUGAGAAGGAAGAUGUUCAGAGGAGGGAAGAUGAGCAGGCUGGACGCGAGGACGUUCGAAGCAGUGAGGGGCUCGGGAGUGUACAAAAACCUGCAGUACGUGGCGCACAAGGACGGAGAAGAGGUGUACGUGGACCUCUUCCACGACGGACAGGGCGUGGUGCACACGGUGAGUCCAACCAUAUCGAUAAGGCAGGGGGGGCCUGUUCUGAACCUCCUGUACCAAAACAAGAAUUUCGGAAGCAGAAAGGCACUGCUGAACGUGGCGUCGGAGCUGAACCUGUUCAAGCUGCUGAACUACAACCACAAGCUGACGGUGAACGUGUACUCGGACAUACUCGACUACGUUUUCUGGAGCGCAGACUGCUCGGACUGCACACUAGUCAACACGUUCGUAUCAGUGACCAUGAACGACAUGAUGGCGCUGAUGAGGAACAUAAACAGACUGAAGGUAGUGGACAGGGUGAAAGCAAGUUUAAAAAGUAAAUUCAGCCGUAGACCUAAAUCGAAUGCCGAUGGUGGCAUUAGUGGCAUUAGGGACAAAGAGCUGAAGGAGAAGACGAAAUUGGAAAACUUGAAGGAGGCGGCACUGUCUAAGGUGAAAUCGACUAAGAGUGACGGGAAGGCGGAAGAGCUGAGGAACAGUCAAGUGUGUGUGCGCAUAAUGAAGAAGGUCGGGAAUCUGAAGUACACCCUGUCUCCGUACCUAGGGUCGACGGAGUUGGGGCUGUCGAAUCAAGUGGCCUACAGGCUGGACACGAGUAAGCUGGACGAGCCAGUGGAAAUCAACGCAAGCCUGAACAACAGUUACAAGUACAGAGAUGAAAUGGAAACCAGAGAGAGGGGGCGUGAAGAAGAGUCCUUGUGGAAAUAUAGAGCGGAGACGAGACUGAUGGUGACGCUGAGAUCAAGGUGCAGACUGCUCUGUAGGUACGUCUACGGGAACAAGAUGUCCAGGGAGGACUACAGAGGACUGUUUGAAAGCAAGGCGGAGAAGCCGUUCCUGGCGGCCUCGCACGACUUGUCAGUGCCAGUGACCUUUAAGUUUAAAAUAGUGCCCUACGUAGGGGUGUUCGUGGACCUGCUCUUCAAGUCGAUGAACGCGGAGGACCUGGACGUGAGUUUGGGGGUAAAGUUCACAGUGCUCAACCUGACUCUGUCGAUACCGGUGCUGAACAAGGUGAAAACAUCCUACGUGCUCAACAAGUUCGCAAAGGGUACGCAGAACUACCACAUAGGAAUAUGA
Theileria orientalis strain Shintoku is the source of this 4374-nucleotide messenger RNA. RefSeq lists its product as hypothetical. Lineage: Eukaryota; Apicomplexa; Aconoidasida; Piroplasmida; Theileriidae. Bases 1 to 4374 code for a protein of 1457 amino acids. The transcript has 6 exons. The record is from RefSeq and is a predicted model, not a curated record.